AUGUAUUUCUGACUCCUCUCAGGUGCACUCUCUGCCCGUUCUGAUGCUCUUCACUCACCUUGCCACUCUGGCUGACUCCUUUCGCGAACCUUCACCUGACCCAGGAACUUCCUUAGACGAUGUCUAUCGGAUAUUCUAUACGAUACUCCCUAUACUUACUGAGUCUUCUCCACGCCAGAUUCUCCUAUCUUUUCAGACAUCCGGCUUCGAGAUGAUUGUUCACUUUGAGAUCUUCGGCUCUUUCGGCAGUAGGUCGACAAACUCUACGCCUACGUCUUCUUCAGGUAUUGCGCAAGAUUCUAACCUCCGCUUCGAACGACUCCCGAUAUGGUUUUCUAGGCGUUCUCUCCGGGUUUUGGAGCAGGAGCUAUUUGAUUGGCCUUUUUUUUUUAAUUAUCAGAUUGGUACAACCUGCAGUAUCUAAAUUCAGAUUUGUAUCGUCAUGAGACGUAAACACUUUUGUAUAACUACAUAUGGACAGAUCAUAAAACGCUGAUAAACAGUGAGGAGUUUGUGUACCUGAUAAGGCUUUCAUUUUAUACUGAUAGUGCAAUGUGAGGAGCUAUACGUAUUGUGAUCGUAACUUUAUGAGAUGAUCAAAUUCUUGGAUUUUAGUCUGCUCAGGUGAUGCAUUGAAAUAAUAUGUAUUUGGGUAAAAUGCACGAUGAAUUAUUCGCUGCAUGGAUGGUCGUUGGUUAUCUGUUUGGUUACUCACGAGGACAAAGUGCGAAUCGCACGAUGCAGGUACUGAUGCUUGGCGAGAGUAGGUCAACCACAUUCGAACCUGUUGACUCGUGCUGACUAUACUUAUCGCCAUUCCUAUUCCCCACUCGACACUCAGCGUCAUGAAUUUCACUAAUUAAAUUCCAUUGAACUCGAUGAAUUUCAAAGAUCAGAGUUUUCCAUGGUAGAAGAAAAUUCUUAGUCUCUCGAUCGACGCACUUAACGUGUGGAUGCACUUAUACCUUUAUAACGAGCGAAGACUCAAUGCUAAUCGAACAUUAAUUACUGUGUACUUAAUUACGUAGUUAUGGUUAAUGGGAUAUAUUGAGAGUUCGCAUUCGCUUGAUCCCUCUCUCGAUAAUUGUUUAUGGUCAAUCCUCGAGGAACCGUUUUCGGUUAUUGGCACUUAGUGGAGUAACGGUUCCAGUAACGUAGUGAGACCCGAAACUUUCUUCAGCAUACCUGAAAUUAACUACCCUUAAAUCAAUAAGGGGUGUAUUUGGAGGGUUAGUAUAAAUACUCAGCGUAAAUUCUCCUUGGGUCAGUAUUUCUACGAUUUUGAAAGUGGUCUCGUCAGUACUGAAGAGAGUGGCUGGGUAGAGUAACGUUGAACAGUGUAAACUGAUCAGGGGCAAGAAAAAUGAUCAAACUCCUGUGGACGAUCAUCGUCCUAGGUCUAGUCUCCAGUUCGCUAUCCUUGAAUCUGAACGGGAUCCUGGGAAUCCAAGAAGCUCCUUUAAAGAAUCUUGAGGAGCCUGAGGUGGUGGAGAUCAUCCGAUGGCGACAACCAGUCUGCCUGACUCCUGCGAAAGGAGUGCUGCCUUGUCUCUCAGGUCUGAGCGAAAUUCAAUCAAAUUAUAAGAAAAUGAGUGAAAGCGAUAACAAACCGGUAAAUGAAAUCAAGAAUCGCAGCGCCGAGAGUAGCGAAGACGAAGACUCCGGUGUUUCAGUCGAAACCAAGCUGCUCUCUCCCAAAGUUGUAGAUUCGGUAUUGAUCGACGAAUUGGAGCCAUCUUCGUUGGAGGACUCUAAUGAGGAAAGUCAAGAGAGAAUUCUGAGUUUAAAGUCCAGCAUCGCUGAGAAGGAGAAUGUUGAUUCAGAUAAUUAUAGACAAGGAAAAUACCUAGUGCUGUCGGGUAGGGGUAGGAAUGUCGCAUCAAAACCACCACCAAUCUACGUAACCAAAAUUCGGGAUUCUCCUGUUGUAGCUACCCUGGUCGCUUACAAUUGCCUUCCUGACAUUGGUAUUCCUCUCUGCGACGAUGCAGUAACUUAUCCUAAACCAUUUCAAGAUCCUUUAAUUUAUCAAUAUCCCACCAAGCCUACGAAUCCAAGUUAUGUUUCAAACGAGCCUGUAAAUGAUCCUGUUGAUACUUCGAGUGACGCUGGACCAUAUAAUAACGAACCUGAGGAACCAGCUAACUUCUGGGAGAAUCCAAAUAGUCCUUACUACGGUGUCGAUGAACCAAAUGAAUCGUCAUCCAAACCACCGGGAAUUCAGGCAAUUCACGAUUACAUCAAUAAACCGGAUGUUGUUUCCACUAACGAAGAGCCUGAGGUCAAGCCUGUGCUCGUAGUAGAGCCUACCCCAAAACCAGGACUUUUUGGUGGAUUAUGGCGACCAGGAUUCUGGGAUAAAUCUACUACAACAGCCAAACCAAAUGUAGUAGUGAUCCAGCAUCAAAAUCCACCGGUUUAUAUUGUUGAAGACAAACCAUCGAAACCUACUCUUGUGGAAGUCGCUGAGAAACCCAGCUUGGGUGAAAUCCUUCACAAACCUGAGAAUGAUAUCAGCAAUAGACCAGGACUCCUUGAUAUAUUUUCAAAGCCUACAACCGAGAAGCCUGUGAUAAUCGCCAAGCCGACGGAAAAACCCGGAAUCUUUGGCGGUCUCUGGAACAAUCCAACGAGACCAGAGAAUCCUGAUAAACCUUUCACCUCUGUACCAUCAAUUUUCGAUGGAUUUCCAAAUCUUUUCACCAGACCGACAAGCAAACCUUUGAUCAUCGACAGACCCGAUGAAAAACCUCUUCUUGUAGAGAAACCUGUCUAUGUUGUUGAGAAGCCUGUACUUCCUACUCUCACUAAUAUUUUCAGACCUGAAGGUACAACUGCUUUAGAUAACCAAGAUCACGAGGUUAUUAAAGACCCUGUCUACGUAUACCAGAAGCCUGCUCAACAUCCUGGUAUCUUUGGUGGUGUCUUCGGAGGAAGUUACAGUACUACACCGACAACUGCAAAACCAGGAAUUUUCGAUGGAUGGAACAUUUUCAAUAAUAAACCAAAUAACAACAAACCUAUAAUUGUGAUCGACGAACAACCAAGUCCUGUUAUUAUCGAAAGGCCGGAGAAACCAGUGGUGGUUGUUGAGCAACCCGAAAAGCCCAUAGUUGUGGAAGAAAAACCACAUAAGCCAACUGUAGUAGUGCAAAAGCCCUUACUGCCAACGAAACCAAUUCUGGUUGAGGACGUACCAGCAAAACCUGUUGUUAUAGAAGAGAAACCAAUUGUGGUUAAUAUUCCCGAAAAGCCGAAACCUGUUGUUGUUGUAGAUUAUCCAACAGAACCAAUUGUAGUCGUGCAAGAACCGUCAAAACCUCAGAUCCCAGUGAUAGUUGAAAAUAAUCCUGAGCUGCCAUCUUUCCCGAGCAGACCAGGAGCAGUUUAUCCAAUUGGAGGAUCUACAGCAUCCGCCACUGGGGUAUCCGUUACUACUGGCACUGUUACCGGUACCAGUACCGAUACUUUUGCAACGUCUGGCGGAUUUUCGACUUCUGGUCUUUCGACUGGGUCUACAGACACUGCAGCAACUACUUCUGGAUCUGGGGCGACCGCAGUUGCUGGAGCUAACUUUGGAUCAUCAGGAGCUGGAUCUUCUGCAACCAAUAGUGGUUAUCCUGUUGGAUCCUACACAGAAACUGGAACUGGAUCCUACACUGAUGCAGGAGCAUCUUCAGUAAAUACAGGAUCCUACGCAGGAAGUGCUAGCGGAUCGCACGCUACCGCUGGAUCGUCUACAACAAAUACUGGAUCUCACACGGCAGCUGGAUCCCAGGCGGGAACAGGAUCCUACACGGGAACUGGAUCCUACACAGGAACCGGAACUGGAUCCAACGCUGAUGCUGGAGCAUCUUCAAUAAAUACAGGAUCCUAUACAGGAAGUGCUAGCGGAUCGCACGCUACCACUGGAUCGUCUACAACAAAUACUGGAUCUCACACGGCAGCUGGAUCCCAGGCGGGAACAGGAUCCUACACGGGAACUGGAUCCUACACAGGAACCGGAACUGGAUCCAACGCUGAUGCUGGAGCAUCUUCAAUAAAUACAGGAUCCUAUACAGGAAGUGCUAGCGGAUCGCACGCUACCACUGGAUCGUCUACAACAAAUACUGGUUCUCACACGGGAACUGGGUCCUACACAGGAACCGGAACUGCAUCUGACGCUAAUGCUGGAGCAUCUUCAGUAAAUGCAGGAUCCUUCGCAGGAAGUGCUAGCGGAUCGCACGCUACCACUGGAUCAUCUACUACAAAUACUGGAUCUCACACGGCAGCUGGAUCACAGGCGGGAACUGGAUCCUACACGGGAACUGGAUCCUACACAGGAACCGGAACUGGAUCCAACGCUGAUGCUGGAGCAUCUUCAAUAAAUACAGGAUCCUAUACAGGAAGUGCUAGCGGAUCGCACGCUACCACUGGAUCGUCUACAACAAAUACUGGAUCUCACACAGCAGCUGGAUCCCAGGCGGGAACUGCUUCCCACACGGGAACUGGAUCCUACAUAGGAACCGGAACUGCAUCCCACGCUGAUGCUGGAGCAUCUUCAGUAAAUACAGGAUCCUACGCAGGAAGUGCUAGUGGAUCGCAUGCUAGCGGUGGAUCAUCUACAACAAUUACUGGAUCUCACACUGGAUCUGAAAGUGGAUCCUACGUAGUACCUUCCAGUGAAUCUCAUGCUACUGCUGGAGCUGCAGUAACCGAUGAUGGAGCCUAUGCAGCAGCAGAAACUUCAGCCAGUAGUGGCACCGCAGGCAUUGGAUCCACUAUUGGUACCAUGACGGAUACCAUUACAUUCACCAAUGGUGAAGCAGUACUCCCUACCUUGAAGGGUGAUUUUAAUGUAGAAACUGAAGAUACAAAGAAAAACACCUUUAAAACUAAAGCUGAAGAUAUUGAAAACGAAGCCUAAAAUCGUUUCACACACUUUAAUUUAUUAAUUCAUCCUAUCAUCUUAGCACUAUUUAUUUAUACCGUAAACAUGUUGAAUUAAAAAAAAAAGUAUUAAAAUAAAAUAAUCUGCAAUUAAUAAAAUCUAUGCUUCUUGUGGCUUACCUGAUGAACUAAAAAUUAUUCAUAAACAUAU
Molecule: messenger RNA, 5080 nt
Organism: Cephus cinctus (wheat stem sawfly)
Lineage: Eukaryota; Metazoa; Arthropoda; Insecta; Hymenoptera; Cephidae
Exons: 2
Coding region: 1364-4906 (1180 amino acids)
Source: RefSeq, a predicted model, not a curated record